Nematocida minor is the source of this 405-nucleotide messenger RNA. RefSeq lists its product as uncharacterized. The record is from RefSeq and is a predicted model, not a curated record. The coding region runs from base 1 to 405 and encodes 134 amino acids. NCBI's taxonomy places the organism in Eukaryota, Fungi, Microsporidia. The transcript has a single exon.
AUGAGAAAACAGAGCAUAAAAAACUUUUUAGUACUAACCAUCAUCACAUUUGUCACAUUCGUAUCAUUCAUCAAAUGUGAUGCUGCUGCCAUAGGACAGGGAGCCACCCCUACUAAAACUCCCAUCGGAUCCGGCGCAGAGCCUGCAGGAAAAGGCCACCCCACUGGCCCUGGACCUGUGGAAAAAUCACACCACAGCUCCUCCUCCUCCUCCACCACCACCACAACGCACUCUGGAUUCUACGGCAUUCUUAUCUAUGAACCAGCCCAGGGCGAAGACGUCAGCUACUUCUAUAUAAUCGUCAUGAGUCCAAUAACUUCUAUAAUUGGUCUUAUCCUUGGUAUCACUAUGAUCGUCUUUGGAGUGCUGGGAGUUAUGUCUGCAGGAGGCGUUGGAUCAGCAUAA